Messenger RNA from Scomber japonicus (chub mackerel), 1489 nucleotides. RefSeq names its product 5'-3' exonuclease PLD4. The transcript has 10 exons. Lineage: Eukaryota; Metazoa; Chordata; Actinopteri; Scombriformes; Scombridae. Bases 1 to 1434 code for a protein of 477 amino acids. Gene Ontology annotation, molecular function: catalytic activity. The record is from RefSeq and is a predicted model, not a curated record.
AUGAGUGACAGUGAUGUCUCCCCACCCAGUAAAAGGAGGUCGACCAGCUGUGUAGUGUUAGUUGUGGUUUUGGGCUGCCUGACGGUUUUGGGGAUCCUGCUCGCCAUCGCUGUUCUGAAGAGACCACCGGCUCCCAAAGAGCAUGAAGUACUCCCAGGAGAUGCUGGGAACAGUUUCACUACAGACCAGUGCAGUAUGACCCUCGUGGAGAGCAUUCCUGAACACAUGAGUUUUAAAGCCAAUGUAACAUUUGGGAUCCCUCUGGAAAAAGCCUGGAAAGACCUUAUCUCCAUGGCUACAGACCAAAUGGAUGUGGCCUCUUUCUACUGGACUUUAACUGGGGAAGACAUCAAUGUUAACUCUUCCUCUGAUGCACCUGGAAGGGAUAUCUUAGAGCAACUUGAAACAUUACCUUCCAGGAAUGUGUCUGUCCGAGUGGUGACGAGCGUUCCCUCCUUUAAAACAAACUCCACUGAUUUAGAGAUCUUGAAACAGAAAGGAGUUCAGGUGAGGGCGGUGAACUUUGGGCGCCUGACAAAAGGUGUCCUCCACAGCAAGUUCUGGAUAGUCGACCGGAAACAUGUGUUCAUUGGCAGUGCAAACAUGGACUGGAGAGCUCUCACACAGGUGAAAGAACUGGGAGUGGUGAUCUACAACUGUUCCAGUCUGGCAGAGGACCUCCAUAAGAUCUUCCAGUCUUACUGGGUGAUGGGACAGCCCAACAGCUCCCUGCCACAGCCCUGGCCUUCAAAGUAUAACACUGACAUCAACAUACAUCACCCCCUGCUGGUGAAAGAUGGUAAUGUCUCCAGCAGGCUCUACCUUGCAGCUUCUCCACCAUCGUUCUGUCCUAAAUCGAGGACUCAGGACCUGGAGGCGAUUCUCUCCAUCAUCUCAGAGGCUCAGCACUAUGUUGAUAUAGCCGUCAUGGAAUACUUUCCUACCACACUCUUUGAAAGGCCUCGGAGAUACUGGCCGUUCAUUGAUGACGCCAUCAGGACUGCUGCAUUCGAGAAGGAAGUGAAGAUCCGGAUGCUUAUCAGCUGCGGCCGGGACUCUGAUCCAGCAAUGCUGCCCUUCCUUCAGUCCCUAGCCUCGAUAGACAGCUCUAAGCAGCAUAUCAACAUUCAAAUAAAAUUGUACAUUGUGCCUGUGGGAAACCAGUCUGAUAUUCCAUACUCUCGAGUCAACCACAAUAAAUACAUGGUGACUGAUAAAGAAGCCUACAUUGGUACCUCCAACUGGUCAGGGGACUACUUUCUGACCACAGCUGGAGUGGGUCUGGUGAUUUCCCAGCAUGCUCCACAUCCUGUAUGGAAGACUGAGGCCCUGCAGAGCCAGCUCAGGGCAGUGUUUGACCGGGACUGGCACUCUGAGUUUGCAGUGAACCUUGCUGAUCUGGGCCACCACCCAGACUGUGCAUUAUCAAUAUGAUAGAAGAUAAAAGCUUAACAGAAAUAUAAUGAAACCAUAGCGGUGGUUAUUAUAU